AUGGCCGACCGAAUGAUGGAGGUUGAGCGUUUGUCAUCCCCGACGAUUGCUCAGGUCUCCCAGCCUCUCACUGUGUCCACCUCUUACCGGGCUGAACUAAAGACACAUAUUGCCCAGUUGUCGGCGAUUGUUGCCGCUUUGCAGCUGCGCCGAUCUGCCGGUCCCUCUCGACGUUCCUUCGGCCGUGACCGUCGUCGUCCCCGCUCUCGCCCAAGGACCGUCAACCUAUGUUGGUAUCAUGUCAACUAUGGCGAUAAGGCGCGACGCUGCAGCCCACCCUGCUCCUUCAAGUCCACGCAGGAAAACUCCUCGGCAGGAGAGUAA
Messenger RNA from Spirometra erinaceieuropaei, 324 nucleotides. NCBI's taxonomy places the organism in Eukaryota, Metazoa, Platyhelminthes, Cestoda, Diphyllobothriidea, Diphyllobothriidae. The record is from the annotation of a GenBank genome assembly.